Molecule: messenger RNA, 514 nt
Organism: Paramecium pentaurelia
Lineage: Eukaryota; Ciliophora; Oligohymenophorea; Peniculida; Parameciidae
Source: the annotation of a GenBank genome assembly
AUGUUCCAAUCAAUAAGAGAUUCACAUGAGUGCAAUUACUAUACUUACAAGCACGCGAGGAUAUUUAUGAAUUUUAAGAAGCAUACAAACCUAAAAACCUAAGGCUGAAAGUAUUCAAUGGCAUUUAUUGAGUCCAGAGAAAUUUGAAUGGGAAAGAGAAAAGAAAACUUCUUGUUCUGUGUUAAUCAAGGCUUUAGAUGAUUGGAGUGAUUUAUGCAUGGCUCCCUCUACAUAGACAAAUUUUGAGAAUAAGCUUAGAUUAAUAAAAGCUAUAAGUUUUUUUUCCAAAUCUAUAUAGAGUUAGUUUUUCAUUUAUCCAGGACAAUUAUAUUUAAAGGAGAAUUACAAUAUGGUAGUCAUAGAAAUGAGAAAUUCAAUCUUGGAUAGCAAACUCUAUGAUUUGAUUGCACCAACUUCUCUCUUGACUUGGUCAAGAUUCAUGCAAUAUCAAAGGGAAGAGAACUAACACAUUUAUUAGACAUAAUUCAGUAACAUAUAAUAAUCAAUAUAUUGA